GUCUAUAUAAAUUCGCACAAGCAGUCGGCGCGUGUGGUGUAAUGCGAGCGUGAGUGUGCGCUGCCGGCUAAUGUGAUUUCGUUCCUGUCUCCGAUAUUAUUGGGUUAUUUUACCGAGCAGAAUGUCGUUGUCCGAUGAGCUGGAUGUUGAUUUUUGCUUCGAAGUUGCUCUUCCGUUGGUGAAGCAGGCGGGCCAGGAAAUAUUGCGAGGCUUUGAGAACAAAGACAAAGAGGUGCAAUCAAAAAGUUUCGCCGAUGAUUUAUUGACUGAGACUGACCGACGUGUCGAAGAUUUAUUGAUUGCCAAGCUCAAAGAGACGUUCCCCUCGCACAGGUUCAUCGGCGAGGAAAGCGUAUCCUCGGGAGGCAAGUUCAUUGCGAGCACCGCGGAACCAACAUGGAUCAUCGACCCUAUCGACGGCACGACCAACUUUGUGCACGGCUACCCGCAGGUGUGCGUGAGCGUGGCGUUGUGGGCGCAAAAUUGUCCCCAGCUGGCGUUCGUCUUUAAUCCUGUUCUGGAUCAACUCUUCACUGCCAAGAAAGGACGGGGUGCCUUCCUCAAUGGGCGAAAGUUGAGCGUCUCCAAAACGACUGAUUUGAAGCAGGCACUUGUCGGAGGUGACAUCCUUGCAUAUCAAAAUGAAGUGGACCGCCUGGAAGUUUCCAUCGCAAAUGCCAAGAGCGUGAAAGCAAUCGCCAGGGCUUUCCGCAUACCUGGAUCUGUAGCGAUUACAUUAGCAUAUGUGGCGAUGGGAGGCCUGGAUGCGUAUUUCGAGCAGGGACCCAAAAGUUGGGAUUUCGCAGCCGGAGUUCUGCUGGUGACUGAAGCGGGUGGCGUCGUCCGCAGCCUCCUCGGAGAGCCGUUUGAUUUGUUCGGCAGGAAUGUUCUCGCGACCUCAACAGAGCCACUCGCAGACCAACUCGCUGCUAUCUUGAAACCGUUCCCUUGUGAAAGAGAGGGUGGACCAGGACCGUACAAGUUUUAAGUUAAAUAUCUCAAUAUAAUUCCAAGUUGUGUAAUGUACAGUAUUGAGUUUCUCAAUUUGAGGUGUAUAUAAAAUAAUUUUCAAUAAAUAAUUAUCUUUGAA
Cloeon dipterum is the source of this 1090-nucleotide messenger RNA. RefSeq names its product inositol monophosphatase 1-like. Lineage: Eukaryota; Metazoa; Arthropoda; Insecta; Ephemeroptera; Baetidae. Gene Ontology annotation, biological process: phosphatidylinositol phosphate biosynthetic process; inositol metabolic process; signal transduction. The coding region runs from base 122 to 988 and encodes 288 amino acids. The record is from RefSeq and is a predicted model, not a curated record. Gene Ontology annotation, molecular function: inositol monophosphate 1-phosphatase activity. The transcript is spliced from 7 exons.